UAUUCCUAUCAAACUCUCUUACGAGUGCAUUGUGUGAAGGGGAAAUAUGUGCGGUUCCAUUUACCCAUGAAGACGGAGUUUGUAUUGACAUAUGUUAUUGCAAAUAUGCCAUCAACUUAAUCCGUUGCGGAAAAAAUCCUGGAAUAUGCGGCUUAAAGGGAAACAUUCCACUUGUGUGUUGCCCUAUUCCGUCAAAACUGGAGGAUCUUCCUGGAGAUUUAAGCAUAAGGAAACACAAACAAUACAUCCUGCUCGGCUUGAGAGCUAAAUUUCGGGAAUUUCCUCACAUGGCAGCGGUCGGUUAUGGCGAAACUAAAAUUGCAUGGUCAUGUGGAGGAAGUCUGAUCAGCCAUCGUUUCGUUCUAAGUGCUGCACACUGUGCAGAAUCCAUAGAACUGGGACCAGCAUUGUGGCUCCGUUUGGGAGACCUAACCUUAACAAACACCAUCAAAGACGCAAACUCUGAAGUCUUCAAAAUCAGCGAAGUUCAUAUACACCCGAAAUAUAGAAUCUCUUCGUAUUAUCACGACAUCGCUUUAUUCAAAACGGAACGACAAGUUCAUUUUAUGUCUCAUAUAAAGCCAGCUUGUUUGCAAGUGCCAAGGAAUUUUUCUAUUACGAAUUUAGAAGCAAUUGGGUGGGGCAGAACGGGUUUUCUUGAUGAAGGAAGCGGUCAUUUAUUGAAGGCCGAUUUGUCUGUUGUCAAUCAUAGUACCUGUGCCAAAAGAUACGCCGAUGUUGCUCGAACCAGGAAAUUGACCGAAAGUAUUUUAGAUGAAUUUCAAAUCUGCGCAGGAAGUUCUGAGGGAAAAGACACGUGUCUGGGUGACUCGGGAGGACCACUACAUUAUGAAUUAUACAGAAUACACACUGUUGAUAAUCAUUUUGUCGUCGCAGGAAUUACUUCCUUUGGAAAAGGAUGUGGUGGCAACAAUAGUGUUGGGGUUUACACAAGAGUGUCUGCUUACGUUAGGUGGAUAGAAAAUAUAGUUUGGAAAGAAGAUGACUAAUUUUAUUAAGAAAAAAAUCUCGUCAACUGUGAAGAAUACAAUUUUAUCAUGAAAGUACAUUGUAAUGAAUUUUGCAAAUAAAUAAAAUAAAAGCACAUACAAAGAAAAAGAAACCAAUAUUCUCGUAUUGUACAAGUUGUGGAACAUAGAAAAACGUAAAAUUGGUCAAAAUGACCUUUUUACAAUACUCUUGAGGAGCAGACAGUUAUCUGUCCAAAAUGAAAUACUUGUUAUUUAUGUUUAAUACGUGCAUCAAAAAUACAAUAAUAUUAUAAUGAUAAUAUUUUUGUAAUCAUACCAAGUCACCUAACCUUACCACCUCCGAUAUCUUUUAUUACGUCGCAGUUCGAAAAGUUUGUCCACUUUUUUUUCACAAAUAUGAGAAAACGAAUUCUUGCAAUUUUCUUUGAUAUAAUCCCCCUAGUUUCAAUUUCUUCAGUAUUAUUAUCAAACUGUCUUACGAGUGCAUUGUUCGAAGG
This is a messenger RNA of Zophobas morio, 1489 nucleotides long. RefSeq names its product serine protease snake-like. The coding region runs from base 288 to 1010 and encodes 240 amino acids. The record is from RefSeq and is a predicted model, not a curated record. Lineage: Eukaryota; Metazoa; Arthropoda; Insecta; Coleoptera; Tenebrionidae. Gene Ontology annotation, molecular function: serine-type endopeptidase activity. The transcript is spliced from 6 exons. Gene Ontology annotation, biological process: proteolysis.